This is a messenger RNA of Cladocopium goreaui, 542 nucleotides long. The record is from the annotation of a GenBank genome assembly. Lineage: Eukaryota; Dinophyceae; Suessiales; Symbiodiniaceae.
UCUCAGCGUGCGAGCGAUUCAUUGACGCCCACCCAGAACACCGUUGAGGAGUAGCGGUGACAAGGAGACCUAAACAUGGCACAACAGAUUGAAGCAUCGACAAAGCCGUCCUUCAUGACGCGGGCCAGCACCUUCGCUUUGAGCAAGAUGAAGGUGGGCACACCUCUCUAUUCGCUGGCCUAUGGCGUAGCUGGUGGCAUCAUUUUGUCCGGCCUGGUCUACGCUGGGCGAUGUGCCUAUCUCAUGUGCUUUGACCACGAGUACUACAAGAUUCAAAGCCGCAAGCGAUACUAUGAGAAGCAGCUUCUCUUCUUCCGAGAGCAAGAGGAGACCAACUCGGCCCACUAUUUGGCGUCCUUAUCCGCCGAGUAUGACCCUGUGGCUACGCGCAUGCCUUUCCAACCACUGGAUGCCAAGUACCGUUUCUAAAUCUGCGUUGCAGAAGUUGAUUUGAGCGAAAUAUGUUUUAGAAAUUUGUAGAGCCACAUUUGGUGAGGUGGGCCGCCGCGUUAAGAGAGAUCACGGAUCACAGAUGUUCUUCC